CACAGAAUUCGGUGUAACACCGGAAGAGAACCAGUGGAACCCGAAAAGGCGGAAACGUCACUGCAGUAGGAAAGGAAGAUGGAUGCAUUUAAUAAACUUAAACAAUUUGAUGCCUAUCCAAAGACUCUAGAAGAUUUUAGAAUCAAAACGUGUGGCGGGGCAACAGUAACAAUCAUCAGUGGGCUUAUUAUGCUGAUCCUGUUUGUCUCAGAGUUGCAGUAUUAUCUUACCAAAGAGGUCCACCCUGAACUCUUUGUGGAUACCUCAAGAGGAGACAAGCUAAAGAUUAACAUUGAUUUCAUAUUUCCUCAUAUGCCAUGUGCUUAUCUGAGCAUUGAUGCCAUGGAUGUAGCAGGAGAGCAGCAGCUGGAUGUGGAGCACAACCUCUUCAAGAAGAGACUGGAUAAGGAUGGCAAAUCCGUCACUGCUGAAGCAGAGAAACAUGAUUUGGGCAAAGAAGAGGGUGAGAUUUUUGAUCCUAGUACGCUGGAUCCAGAUCGCUGUGAGAGCUGCUAUGGAGCAGAGACAGAAACUUUGAAGUGCUGUAACACGUGUGAUGAUGUGCGUGAGGCAUACCGUCGACGUGGCUGGGCCUUUAAGACACCCGACACCAUUGAGCAGUGCAAGAGAGAGGGCUUCAGUCAGAAAAUGCAAGAGCAAAAGAAUGAAGGUUGCCAGGUCUAUGGAUUCCUCGAGGUCAAUAAGGUUGCUGGCAAUUUCCACUUUGCGCCUGGAAAGAGCUUUCAGCAGUCUCAUGUUCAUGUUCAUGCUGUGGAAAUUCAUGAUUUGCAGAGUUAUGGACUGGAUAAUAUCAACAUGACCCAUUUGAUUAAACAUCUUUCAUUUGGAAAAGAUUAUCCUGGAAUUGUCAACCCACUAGAUGAAACUAAUGUUGUAGCAACACAAGCGUCAAUGAUGUACCAGUACUUCGUGAAAAUAGUCCCAACAGUUUAUGUAAAGGGAGACGGAGAGGUGGUGAAAACAAACCAAUUUUCAGUGACCAGACACGAAAAAAUAGCCAAUGGGCUAAUUGGGGAUCAGGGCUUGCCUGGUGUAUUUGUGUUGUAUGAGCUCUCACCCAUGAUGGUCAAAUUCACAGAGAAACAGCGGUCAUUCACUCACUUCCUAACUGGAGUGUGUGCUAUUAUAGGUGGUGUUUUCACAGUUGCUGGACUCAUCGAUUCUUUAAUAUACCACUCAGCAAAAGCCAUACAGAAGAAGAUUGAGUUGGGAAAAGCUUCGUAGCUAUGUAUCUGAAGCUGCUGUGAAGAAUUGUGUAACACCUUUAUUUGUUGAAAGAGAGAAUGUCAAGCUAUUUGUGUGUGUAUCAGGCCACAAGGAACACUUUGUUGACAGAUGGUCUUUCCACUGUACACACACUGGAACCUCACUGAACUUUUCACGUUAAUGAAGAAACCAACUGGCCUUCACAUGUAACUGGACACCAGUGAUGUUCAUUAUGACAAUGAAUAAAACAGAAUUGUACAUUAAAUUGAAAAAUACUUUUAGUACA
Molecule: messenger RNA, 1513 nt
Organism: Tachysurus vachellii
Lineage: Eukaryota; Metazoa; Chordata; Actinopteri; Siluriformes; Bagridae
Gene: ergic3
Product: ERGIC and golgi 3
Exons: 14
Coding region: 79-1245 (388 amino acids)
Biological process (GO): endoplasmic reticulum to Golgi vesicle-mediated transport; retrograde vesicle-mediated transport, Golgi to endoplasmic reticulum
Cellular component (GO): COPII-coated ER to Golgi transport vesicle; endoplasmic reticulum membrane; endoplasmic reticulum
Source: RefSeq, a predicted model, not a curated record